This is a messenger RNA of Chiroxiphia lanceolata (lance-tailed manakin), 3892 nucleotides long. RefSeq names its product PPARGC1 and ESRR induced regulator, muscle 1 (gene PERM1). NCBI's taxonomy places the organism in Eukaryota, Metazoa, Chordata, Aves, Passeriformes, Pipridae. The transcript is spliced from 6 exons. Gene Ontology annotation, biological process: response to muscle activity; regulation of DNA-templated transcription. Bases 104 to 2263 code for a protein of 719 amino acids. Gene Ontology annotation, cellular component: cytoplasm; nucleus. The record is from RefSeq and is a predicted model, not a curated record.
ACUCUGCGGUAGGCUGGCAGGUACGGCAUCAUGUUGUGCUGGGAGGAUUUUCCUGCGUGGCUCUUUGAAUGGCUCCAUCCCCACCUUAGGUCGGGGUACAGGCAUGGAUAACUUCGAGUACAGCAUCCAGCUGAACGACAGGGAAUGGGCUGAGUUCUUCUUGGCCUCAGAGGAGUGCAACCUCGCCCCGGCCUCGCUGGCCACGGCCGAGGAGCAGUGCCUCAGUGACAUUGAGCAAGGGGACGGCCACGCCAGCCCCCACAGGCUGAUCCCAGCCGGGGAGGGCAGCGAGCCAGUGCCUGGCACAGGGAGCUCUGCCCCACGUGGGGUGCCCGGAGACACCCCCCUGCGCUGGCAGGCCGGUGGGCACCUCUCCCCGCCGGAGCUGCUGUCGGGCAGCGAGGACGAAGCGGAGCUGGGCUCGGUCGGCAGGUUCCUGUGUGAGAGCGACCAGCCCGGCUGCCCGGCCAGCCCUGCCAUGCCCAGCGCACAGAGGAGGCAGCCCCCUCGCCCCCCUGCAGCCCCCCUCGCCGGGCAGGCCGGUGGCACAGCCCAGGGCAGCCCAGGGCAGGACGCAGCGGGCGAAGCAGCAGCAUCGGAGAAAGGAGCAGCAGGAGGCAGCCGGGACAUGGAGACCCCCAGCACCCCAAGCACCCCCGAGCCGGGAGGGGACGCAGGAGGGGGACAACCCCACGGCAGCGAGGUGGUGGCACAGCCGGGGACUCCGGUGGGGGGUAGUUCACCAGCACCCCCUGCCAGGAGAAGGCAUCCCAGCGCUUCCCACUCGGAGCCCAGGCUGCGGGGACCCUCGUGUGACCCCCCCAGCCCAUCCCCGGGGGUUGCACAGGAGGAGGCGAGCGGGGAGAGGGCGGGGGCUGAGCAGAGCUCCCCGGCCGGGUCCCCCAGCGUGGUGAGGCCCAAGGUGCCGGGGCAGCAGAAGAAGAGCCGCAAGCAGCGCGGGGCCAGCGCUGCCGAGGGGGACAGGGAGCCUGGGGGGGCUGCUGCUCAGGGGGCUGCACAGGGACCCGGGAAGGCACCUCCAAGCUCACCAAUGUCCUCUCGGAAGAGCAAAGGGAAGGAGAAGGCGGCCAAGGCGGCUUUGGGGAGGAUGAGCAGCGAGGAGGCGGCGGAGAGCAAGCCACCGGUGCCCGGCCCUGGCGUGGAUGAGGGGGAUCCAGCCGGGAGUGCUCCCCCGAGGCAGAAGGGGAAGGAGCCAGGGGCACAGUCCCCGGGGAAGACAAAGGCCACCAAGCCCUCAAAGGCAGGGCAGGCUGGUGGCUUGGGCGUACGUGACGGUGCACCAGUGAUCCCUGACAACGGAGCCCUGGCUCCCUCAGGAGAGGCAUGCCAGGAGAUGCCAGGGAAGCCUCUCCAACCCAAGAGCGUGGCAGCUUUCAGAGGGGAUGCUGCUGAGGGAGCCUGGAAGGAUCCUGCAGCUGAGAUCCCUGGGUUCCCCAGGAAGCUGAGCCCCCCGUGCUUUGCAGAUGGAGCUUCUGCAAGGUCAGACACCCUGGACGUGACCUGGCCUGAGAUGUAUGACUAUUUUUUCUGUGAUUCCCAAGAGGAAGAAGAACUGGGGAGCUCAGUGGAGGGGCGGAGAUCACCCUUGCAAAGGGAAAUAUCCUGGCCUGAACUGUAUGAGUAUUUUUUCAAUGAACCAGAAGGAAACAGGAAAAAAGUCAAAGGUAAAGACAGGAAAAGAAAGAAGUUCAGCAGCUUGGACCACACUGGGCUGCAGAAUGAGGAUCCCAGCUCAGCUGCAGUCAAGGACACUGUGAUUAUCUCAGUCCCCGAGGUGUGUGAACACUUCUUCCCAGAGACACCUAGGAACAGGAUGGGCUGGAGAGGGAUUUUCUCGAUCGCUCCAGCCUCCGAGGUGAAGAGAGCUGUGGGGGCUCUGAAGUCCCUCCUGCAAAGGCAAAUCCACCCCGAUGGCAGCCAAGCCCCAGCCUCCCAGGCUCUGGUGCCGAGAGGAUCCGCAGAGAAGUUCGCCCUCGUCCCACUGGCUCCCCUGGGAAGAGGCCAGGUGUGGCCAGAGGGUGAGGAGAUGGCCCUUGCACUGAGAGGGACAGCAGAGGAUCCACGAGUGCUGACCCACAAAGACAUGUGCCUGGUGUUCUGUGCCUUUGCAUCCUGGGCAGUGAAGACAUCUGACCUGCAGGCUCCGGAUGCCUGGAAGACCAUGUUCCUGGCAAGUUUUGGCACACUCUCUGCCAUCCGCUACUUCCGGAGGCAGGUCAGAGAAGGACAACCCCGGACUUAGGCUCAGCCCACACUGGAGGUGCUUCCUGGGGACAGGUGGGCACGGUGGAGGCAGAGACUGGGGGCUUUGUUCUUGGACAGUGUGAGAAGCCUGGAUCCCAGCACCAAGACUUCUCUGGACCCAUCCCUACACGGGACAGGACGUCACAGGAAGCAGGAUCGUUCCGGUGACAGGAGUUGAUGGCACGGUAGGCAGGCGGUACCUGCACUGGAGAAAAGGGGAGCCCAGCCUGGGCUGGCUCUGGUCUUUCCUUGCACUCUCCUGGGACACUCCCUAGGAGCAGCCAGUGUCUGUUCCAGGGCACUGCUUAUCCCUCCUCCCCGCUGAAGUCACCUGGUGGCAGAGGAAGGCACUGACGUGGUGGUGGAGGGAGGUGAGGGCAAAAGAAACCAGGAAAGUGCUUCAUUCGUAUGAAAGAGCUGGGAUAUCUGUGAAGGAAGAGUGGAGAGAGCUUUGGGAAGAGCUGUCUGUCCAAACAUGGGGCUUGGCUAAGCAUGUGCUGGCUGGGCAGCAGCUAAAGGGGGAUGGAGGGGCCGCUCUCCUGGCAGAGCCCAGGGCUCCCAUGACUGGUUUUGGCUCACUGCAGGAGGACUCAUCCUCUUGGAUUGCACUCCUAGAAGUCACAGUUCAGUGUAACAGUUCAGGAGGCUGAGAUAAGGUUUCUGUUGCAUGUAGCCACCUCAGCCCUGCUGAGCCAGAACCACGUCUGUCCCCGUGGGUGAGGAGCACCCGCUGCAAGGGCACAUCCCAAACCCAUAGGCAGAGGAUGGACAGAGGUCACACAGCCAGAGCCAGGGGAAGGGGCAGCCAGGAAGGGUUCUGCAGGAGGUGCACAGGAUGGAAAGGGGCAGCAGAGAAAGGGGCUGAGCUCAGGGAAGUCUCAGGAAAGAGCCCUGACGAGGACAGGAGCAUGUCGGAGAGGAGGAAGAAGUACGUGUAUGUGUUUGGCUCUGCCCAAACCACACAGAGGGUCUGGACAUAUGACUUGUUCCCUCUUCUGCCUCCCACCCUAGAGGGGUAAAAUUGGUUGGGGGAGAUUGGGGGUGAGGGGGUGCUGUGGCUGAGUCUGUAACCUGGGGGCCUGGGAAGGGCUCGAGGGGGCCCAGAAUGGAAGGUGGGGUGGAAAAUAAAAAGGAAGCAAUUCAGUUCCUCCCCUGUCUCCAGUGCCUUCCUCAUCACUCAAGGGCAUUAUUCAUGAGGGUUUUUCUUGACUCCCAAGUCUGGUAACAGCAUGAAUGUGAGGUUAAGCACUCAGGGACCAGAUCCACAAAGGUACUAAGGGAAAUCAGCCCAGAAUACCAGUGUGGAUCUGCCUGUGAGCUUUAUAGGAAUGAUGUGGUGAUGUUUGUCUCAUGAAACCAGAGAGGGGAGGUUUAGCUCUUUCCUUGUAAUGCAGAGUGCCAUGCAAUUUUAAUGUGUGUAGGGAUGGACUGAAGACCAUGUAUUGUUGCUGAUAAGAGAGCACACUGUGCAAUUGUGCAGUGAGAUAUGUAACUGUAAGUAGUGAGAGAGAUGUACAGGCUCUAUAUGGACUAUAGCAGCUGUAUAUCCAGUAAGAGGAGUUUUGUGGAGGAGAAGAACAGAUAAAACAUGCUGGAAGCUUCUAAUAAAGUUCUAUUUCAUUUACUA